Molecule: messenger RNA, 1717 nt
Organism: Haliotis rufescens (red abalone)
Lineage: Eukaryota; Metazoa; Mollusca; Gastropoda; Lepetellida; Haliotidae
Product: phospholipase A and acyltransferase 3-like
Exons: 2
Coding region: 154-810 (218 amino acids)
Biological process (GO): N-acylphosphatidylethanolamine metabolic process
Cellular component (GO): cytoplasm
Molecular function (GO): A2-type glycerophospholipase activity; glycerophospholipid phospholipase A1 activity
Source: RefSeq, a predicted model, not a curated record
AAUUCCCCACGACGGCAAUGUUUUCAUUCACCCAGUUGUCAUCGGUCAGAGAGGGUGACCGACUUGAGCGCUAUCUUAACAACAACAACAACACUGCAGCUAACAAACUGUAAUAUAAACACUGUUCCGGAUUUGAAGAAGUAACAAACAAGAAUGCUCACACAACUGGAUAAAUUCAUUACUGCCCGGGAACUUUUAGAAAACGGGCGGCUGUCAUUAGGUGAUAUUGUCGAAAUCGAUCGCAUCAUAUAUUCGCAUUGGGUACUCUACAUCGGCGAAGACGAUGUUGUUCAUGUCGCAGGACCUGAUUCAGACAUUCCAUCUUCUGAAGCCAGUGUGAUCAAAUGCAAACUUAGGGAUGUUGCAGGUAGCAGUUUAGUCCGAAUAAACAACAAACUAGUUCCCGCUCGUGAGCGCGGCUUCGCGUCAUUGCCUUGUGACGUCACAGUGAGCAGGGCCCGUGGCAUGGUGGGCACGAUUGUGACACAUAAUUUAAUGACAAGGAACAGUGAACAUUUUGUUACAAGUUGGAAAUAUGGCGUUUGUUGGAGUGACCAGGCUGAAGCUGCAUACCAGGGUGUGUUUUCAUCUUCUCCACAAACCACGGCACAAGAGGCUCAUAACACAAUGUUCAUUGGCCUAAAGAGCUUGCUGCAUUCUGCUCAGCACUCGGACCAAAGGGAGACAACUCCGACUGUUUUGACACCACCAAUAAGGCCUACAGAUUCAAGCUUAUCAAUAUGGACAGGACUCAACAAGCUGUUGCACUCCCCGCCUUCUGUUCAAAGGGAAGCAACUCCAGAUAUUUAACUGAAGCUUGUUUUAAAAAUGAUGUUGUUGAUAAUGGCAUCAUCUACAGACAUGGUGUAUAAAUUUCUCCCUGCUCAGAAAGAUCUCUACAUAUCAAAUGUGUGCAAUUUUGGAAUGCUCAUUUGUGAAAUUUAUAGUUCUUACGGAACAAUAAUUUGUUCAUUCAAGUUACUGUACAUGUAAAAGUUUCAAAUUAUGAAUUUUUUAGCUCAUGUGAACCAAUGGUUGAAGUAAGCUUAUGUCAUGGGCACAUCUGCCUCUCCAUCUAACUUUUACAUAUAUUAUAUUUCCUCUGAAACCACAAUCCUGAAACUUUGCAUGGACGAUCCCAGUGCAAGUGUUUCUAAAUGCUGCUCACAGAAUCCUGAUCUGGUUUUCAACAUGGCAGCCAUAUUGUCACUUCAGUCCAUUACCAUGAAAAUAUGUUGUAUGCAGAGUUAGACUUCAACAUGUCUAACAUUCCUUGCCCUGCUUUGACCUUUGCGUACCCUAGAAGAAGCUGAAAGAAAGAAGAGAAUUCCAAUCCAUUUCAAACAUGGUCACCAUGGUAACCAUAAUUACAAUAAUUUUUCCCUUUAUUCAAUAUGUUUUGCAUGUAUCAUUAUGAAAUUUGAUUUGCAGUAAGUAUGUUGUGCAGAAUAACAUAUGAUGGAUAUUUUGAUGACCCUGCUGUGGCCUAUCAUGAGGGAAUAUGCUUGUUUGCCUGUUAUUAUGACCUUUUAGCCUAAUAUAUUCCAGAAAAAGUCAGUUGAGAGACAGAGCCUUUUGGUUCUAUUUUUCUGGAUUUAAGUGACACCUACUCCUCAAAUAUAUGCAAAAUAUGUUUCAGAAAAUAUUGCUCUUCUAGUUGCACAUCAAGUAAUGUGCAACAGUCAGAAGGUGUGUGGUGGGGGUUGUGUGUGUGUGC